Molecule: messenger RNA, 426 nt
Organism: Acytostelium subglobosum LB1
Lineage: Eukaryota; Evosea; Eumycetozoa; Acytosteliales; Acytosteliaceae
Exons: 3
Biological process (GO): endoplasmic reticulum to Golgi vesicle-mediated transport
Cellular component (GO): COPII-coated ER to Golgi transport vesicle; endoplasmic reticulum membrane
Source: RefSeq, a predicted model, not a curated record
AUAAUGUAUGAGUUAUCAACUUCAGGCUUUGAUGUGACCAUGCUCAUAUCCCUGAUUUCAUCAGGUGUCUUGCUAGGUAUCGUUGUCUAUGAGCUAUUGCUCUUGACAGACUUGGAAGGAAAUGAUAUCAACUCUAUCGACUUUUGCAAGAGAUACAACCGUUUCGUAUUGCCAGAGUACAUCUUACAGGGUGUGUUUGCUGGAUGGUUCUUGCUCACCUUUAGACUGGUCCUAUUCCUACUGAACAUGCCUUUAGUAUAUUAUCACAUCAUGAGAUAUAAUAGCAGAACAUAUUUGUGCGAUGCCACCAAAGUAUACUCUCAAACCAGCAAGAUUGGCAAUCACCUGAUGCUCAAGUUGGUCUUCUAUAUGAUCAUGUUCUUUGUCUACCUCUUCAUCUUGUUGUUCAACCUCUUCUCUGACUAA